This is a messenger RNA of Camellia sinensis, 1219 nucleotides long. Its product is annotated as derlin-2.2. Lineage: Eukaryota; Viridiplantae; Streptophyta; Magnoliopsida; Ericales; Theaceae. The record is from RefSeq and is a predicted model, not a curated record.
UUCACCUCUUUCCUCACCUAUUCCAGUUCUCCCUCUCUCUCUCUCUCUCUCUCUCUCACUCACUCUACAUAGCUAUAUAUAUCAAUUCAUCAAAGUUGUGUUUUUUAGGGUUUUUGCUUGAGGGUUUGAUUCAGAAAUUGAAGAGCAAUGGCUCAAGCUGUUGAAGAAUGGUACAAGCAGAUGCCCAUCAUCACCCGUUCUUAUCUCACUGCUGCCAUUGUCACCACCAUCGGUUGCUCUCUCGAUAUAAUCUCUCCUCAUAACUUGUACUUGCACCCUAAGCUCGUGAUUAAGCAUUACCAGUUUUGGCGCCUCGUCACCAAUUUCCUUUACUUCCGGAAAAUGGACUUGGACUUCCUGUUCCACAUGUUCUUUCUUGCUCGAUACUGCAAGCUUCUUGAAGAAAAUUCUUUCAGGGGAAGGACGGCAGAUUUCUUCUAUAUGCUCUUAUUUGGUGCGACUCUUUUGACUGGGAUCGUUCUUAUUGGGGGGAUGAUACCUUAUGUGUCAGAGUCACUUGCAAAGAUAAUAUUUCUGAGCAAUUCAUUGACAUUCAUGAUGGUUUAUGUGUGGAGCAAGCAAAAUCCUUAUAUCCACAUGAGUUUCUUGGGUCUAUUUACUUUUACAGCAGCUUACCUUCCAUGGGUUCUUUUGGGAUUCUCUGUCCUUGUUGGAGCUAGCGCCUGGGUGGAUCUACUGGGAAUGAUAGCUGGUCAUGCCUACUAUUUUCUUGAAGAUGUGUAUCCGCGGAUGACAGGCCGUAGACCCCUUAAAACUCCAUCAUUUAUUAGAUCACUGUUUGCAGAGGAACCAGUAGUGGUGGCACGACCUGCAAAUGUGAGAUUUGCUCCCCCACCUGUGGAGGAAGAAGCUCAACAGAAUUAAUAAGCUCUUGGGGAAGACUGGACAAAUGUUGCUGGACUUGACAGUGUUAAUCUGCUUGUAGAAUUAGUCAGAAGGGCAUAAGGGAAGUAUGAUCGGUCCUUAAUUUAUGACAACGCUUUUGAAUGACAUGGUAAUUAUGGUCAUUUUGUCAUAAUUCCUUAUAUCAGGUGGUUUAACGCUUGUAUGUUGUUCAUGUUCAGUCUGGAAUUUCAUACUUACUAGUUGGUAUAUAUAGAGCACUCCUUGUUCUGUGUUAUAACUGAAACUUUUUGCCAGAAUACAAAAGAAGUAUUUUGUCCGAGUUCAAGAUAUUUAUCAUCUCAUUUCAUGGUUA